CUCUUUCAUAAAACCUUAGGCAUGGGUGAGCCAUCUCAAGGGGCAAAGUGAACCUUUGCUAGAAUCUGAGCAAAUUAGUUCUGAACUUGAAGAAAUCCUAUCAGACACAAGCUUGUCACUUAUUCAACGGUUUGGACGGGCCUCUGUUAUAGAGUUGAGAAAUCUCUUCAGUCUAGCAGCUCCAGCUAUCAUUGUUUACUUGCUUAACAAUGUUACUUCUAUGUCUACACAGAUUUUCUGUGGUCAUCUUGGUAAUCUUGAACUUGCUGCUGCUUCCCUUGGUAAUAGUGGCAUUCAACUUUUGGCCUACGGUGUCAUGCUAGGAAUGGGAAGUGCAGUGGAGACAUUAUGUGGGCAAGCAUAUGGAGCACACAAAUAUGAAAUGCUUGGAAUAUAUCUCCAAAGAUCAACUAUCCUUCUUAUGUUGACAGGAUUACCCCUUAUGGCAGCUUAUUUAUUUUCUAAGCCAAUCUUGAUUUUAUUAGGACAAUCCAAGAAAGUUGCAUCUGCAGCAGCACUAUUUGUCUAUGGUUUAAUUCCCCAAAUAUUUGCUUAUGCUGCCAAUUUCCCAAUCCAAAAGUUCUUGCAGGCUCAAAGCAUUGUUAAUCCUAGUGCAUAUAUAGCAGCCGCGACAUUAGUUUUUCACCUCUUCUUAACAUGGCUUGUGCUUUAUGUAUUUAAUUGGGGAUUGUUUGGUGGAGCUUUGGUUUUGAGUAUUUCAUGGUGGAUUGUUGUGAUUGCACAAUUUGUGUAUAUUUUGUGGAGUGAUCGAUGUAAGAAAACAUGGACUGGAUUCAGCAUGCAAGCAUUUUUUGGAUUGUGGGAUUUCUUCAAAUUGUCUCUUGCUUCAGCUGUGAUGUUGUGUUUGGAGACUUGGUAUUUUCAGAUUUUAAUUUUAAUUGCCGGUUUGCUUCCAAAUCCAGAAGUCGCAUUGGACUCUCUAGCUGUUUGUACGACAAUUUUAGGGUGGGUGUUCAUGAUAUCUGUUGGCUUCAAUGCAGCAGCAAGUGUGAGAGUGAGCAAUGAGCUGGGAGCUGGACAUCCAAAAUCAGCAGCAUUUUCGGUUGUUGUGGUGACAUUAAGUAGUUUUGUCAUUUCUGUAUUCUUUGCCAUUUUGGUGUUAUUAUUCAGACAUGUGAUGAGCUAUGCCUUCACGGGUGGAGAAAUCAUUGCUGAAGCAUCCUCAGAUCUUGCUCCACUCUUGGCUGUAUCUCUUGUACUCAAUGGUAUUCAACCCGUUUUAUCUGGGAAUAUGGUUGGGAAUGUUAGGAGGAACAGCUAUGCAGACUAUCAUCUUAUUGUGGGUGACCUUUCGAACCGAUUGGGAGAAAGAGGAAAAGAUGCCCGAAGAGCAUAAAAGAGCAAAAUGGAUCAAAAUGGACCAAAAUGGAACAAAAUAGAGCAAAACAAGCCAAGUAGCUGAAAUGAGUGAUCGGAAGAUACCAAGUGAAAAGAAAGUCAAAAAAGAGGUCAAACUGGACAUUUUUGCAAAACUGUCAAAACUGGACAGUUUUGCAAAAACGGGACAGAUUUGCAAAACUGUCAAAAAGUGGACAGUUUUGCAAAAACGGGCAGAAUUGCAAAAACAGAAAUAUGGGGGCAGAUUUUGACAUUUUUUGGACUUGGAAAAAUUGGGGGGAGCUACAAAAGAGAGGCUAGGGCAAAACAUUUUCUAUCUUUGGUCAUUUUGCAAGUUUUGGAGGCUAGGGUUUCACCUACACAAUUGGAAGAGAAGAUUGGAGCACUUUAAUGAGAUAAUUCUUAAACCUUUCUUCAAUUCCUUGUUUUGUAUUGAAUAUUUUAGUGUGUAGUAUUUCAUUUCUAGACUUGAAUCUCGUUUAUGAAAGUAUUCUUGAUUAAA
Molecule: messenger RNA, 1861 nt
Organism: Lycium barbarum (goji berry)
Lineage: Eukaryota; Viridiplantae; Streptophyta; Magnoliopsida; Solanales; Solanaceae
Product: protein DETOXIFICATION 40-like
Exons: 6
Coding region: 221-1357 (378 amino acids)
Biological process (GO): xenobiotic detoxification by transmembrane export across the plasma membrane
Cellular component (GO): membrane
Molecular function (GO): antiporter activity; xenobiotic transmembrane transporter activity
Source: RefSeq, a predicted model, not a curated record